Rhinichthys klamathensis goyatoka is the source of this 1346-nucleotide messenger RNA. RefSeq names its product S100P-binding protein-like. Bases 140 to 1249 code for a protein of 369 amino acids. The transcript has 5 exons. The record is from RefSeq and is a predicted model, not a curated record. Lineage: Eukaryota; Metazoa; Chordata; Actinopteri; Cypriniformes; Leuciscidae. Gene Ontology annotation, molecular function: calcium-dependent protein binding. Gene Ontology annotation, cellular component: nucleus; cytosol.
UUGAUGAUGGAUGAAACUCAACGGCAGACUAAAUAACAAUUUCCAAAACAGAAGCUCUAUCGACAGGUUCAUACAAUUUCCUGCUUUGAUAAAACUGACCAGACAGCACUUCUUCCUCUUCCAAUCUUGAAUAAUAACAAUGUUUAAUGGAGAUUCCCCCUUUCACUUAAAACCACUAUCUGUAUAUUCACAUUUGGUGUGCUCUAAGCAGCAGUACAAUGGCAACAGCCCUGUUUACAACAUACAAGUACACAUUUCAAAUAAUGAAUCCAGAGCACAGAAGAGACGCCUUGAUUCAAGUCUUGAUGAGAUCUGUGAGACCCCCCUAAAAAGGCAGCGCAUCACUAGAACAUGCUCCCAAGAUCUUGGAUAUUGUUCCUUGGACUUCCAGUCCGGAUCGCAGGGAUCCACACCUCUACAGCCACUAAUAAUCAGAAAGGACAUCACACCACCUCGGUCAAAGGUCAAUCAAUCUGUGACCCCUGUAAUGUCCACCCCUCUGUCCAAAUGCAAACAGAACCAUACAGAUAUAGACCGGGAGAGUCUUCCCUCCCCGAUACCAGUUCUGAAAUGGGACAGAGAGGUUUUGUCUGCAGAGUUAAAACUGUGUGCGUUCCUGAACUUCGAUGCUUGCAGUUCUGUUCCUUUUGUUGGCUCUCAGGGAACUGGGAAGGGUGAGAUCAGUGAGGUAUACAGUGAGGUUCACGAAUCAAAGUCUCAAAGCACGGCCCCAGAAUCAGCUGUUCCAUUGAAAGAGGAAGAAGAGCUGUUGUCGGUCAGUCAGCAGGCGAAGCCCGAGGCAUCAUCGGACAGUGGGCGAAAUGAAGAAAGUGCCUCAGAUACGUUUGAAAGCACGCUGCCCCUUCAGGUCCAGGUGAAGUCUAAAGUUGUGGUUCCGGACAACACAAAGACCACCUGCAAACCAGUGGUGUUGUAUAGUGAAGAGGAGUGGGAGAGAAACAAGAGAACAUAUGUGGACUCGGUGAAGAGACACAUGAAAGAGCAGAACGGAGCAGCAAACGGUGCGAUCACUGAGCUUCAUUCUUUGAUGAACUCCAUCGCCAAUCGGAAAACUGGAAGGAACGACCCACACUGGCAACACCCUUCAGAUCUCACUCGCAAGAAUUUCUGUAAGUCGCGUCUCAAAGGUCCAUCGGUCUCCCUUGACGAGUGGCAGAAAAGAAACCUUCUUGCCUAUCGGCGCUUUGUUAAUGUGCCAGACAUUUUCCACAGAAGCCCAGUGCUGUGAUUUAUUUAUUUGUUUUUAUUGUUAUAUAUAUUUGUUGUCAAUUCAUAUAUUUACUCUUUGUCAUUGUUAUAAAGGUGAGGAUCAUUGGUUCAUGCUG